Molecule: messenger RNA, 1118 nt
Organism: Chironomus riparius
Lineage: Eukaryota; Metazoa; Arthropoda; Insecta; Diptera; Chironomidae
Source: the annotation of a GenBank genome assembly
UUAUACGGAACCAAAACAUAGAAGGAAAUAAAAUUUAUUGAAGGAAAAAGUAGCAUAAAUGUAAAAAUAUCAAGCAACAUGUCACUAAUUAUAGGGAACAAUAGUUCAAAUUUGGACGACGCAAAUGGCAAUUUGAUGGGAACAACAUCAGCAAUGAUAUCAACUCGAAACAACAAUGAUGAGGAUAGCACAUCAGAGUAUACAGAUCCAGAGAAUUCGGCACCGACGGAACUGCUGGCUGAAUUUUUGACAUCGAUUAUGAGAAAAGAUUACGUUAAUGCCUUAAAAUAUUGCAAAAUGAUUUUAGAGUUUGAGCCAAACAACAAGACAGCAAAGGAUUUCUAUCCGGAAUUAAUACAAAAAGUCAGUGAACGGCAACAAGGAUCGUCAAGUGAUCAAAGUGAUGAGAAUUGCAACUACACAUCUUCCUUGGAACUCGUUGAGGACAUUGAUAAUGAGAUAUUAGAUAAUAAUAUGAUUGAUGAUGACUCGUCUUCCGUGACAAGCUCAAAUUCUACAUCAAAUGGGUCUAUGGACUUAAAUUCGUAUUCUGAUGAGGAUGCAAUGAAUCAACAACCAGACCAAGAAGACCUAAUUAAUCAAUUUUCAUACAGCAGUAAUAAUUCGUCUAAGUCAGAUCCAUUUCCAGAAUCAAUGAGCAGUUCCGAAUCGAUUGAUCAUCGAUUUUCUGCAAAUUAUUCUCCAUCAUUCUCAUUCACAAGUCUCCUUCUCGAAGAGUCUGAUGAUGUUAAUAAUAAUGAAAAGUCAGUAAGUCCUGUACAACAACAACAGCAGCAGCCACACUCGUCGUCACAAAUGAAUCCAUCAAGCUCACCAUUUACAAGUAAAAUCGUUAACAUGAUUAGAAGAAAAUUAAAUUAAACGAAAAAAACGUGCAAAGAAGCUAUAAGAUGAGGCCUAGAUACAUAGUCGACUGAAUGAUUUAUUAAUGAGUGUCUAUAUAAAUUCACACGAUGUCCUUAGUAUAUAUUUUCCCAUUUUUCCCUUUCCUGAUAAUAUUAUAAUAAUAAUAAAAAGAGAAAUUUAUAACGUUAUAUCUGCAUGUUGAUAGAUGGAACAUAUAAAUUAGAUAUACCUCUGUCUAGUCCUUCGAUUCA